GGCGACGAAAGGAGCGAUGUGAUCCUCUUGAAAUUCCUCCGAGCCAGAGACUUCAAGGUGAAAGAUGCUUUUACGAUGAUCAAGAACACCGUUCGUUGGCGAAAACAGUUCGGGAUCGAGGCUCUUCUGGACGAGGACUUGGGAAACCAGUGGGACAAAGUGGUGUUCUCCCAUGGCGUCGACAGAGAAGGCCACCCAGUUUGCUACAAUGUGUUUGGUGAGUUCGAGAACAAGGACUUGUAUCAGAUCACCUUCUCCGAUGACGACAAGAGCUUGAAAUUCCUCCGAUGGAGAGUUCAAUUUCUGGAGAAGAGCAUCAGAAAGCUCGAUUUCAGCCCCAACGGCAUCUCCACCAUUGUUCAAGUCAACGACCUCAGAAACUCCCCUGGAUUAACCAAGUGGGAGCUCAGAAACGCCACCAAGCGAGCUCUCCAACUAUUCCAAGACAAUUAUCCUGAAUUCGCUGCCAAACAGGUGUUCAUCAAUGUGCCAUGGUGGUACUUGGCCGUGAACAGGAUGAUUAGCCCCUUUUUCACCCAGAGAACGAAGAGCAAGUUUGUGUUUGCUGGACCAUCCAAGACUGCUGAGACCCUCUUCAAAUAUGUCGCUCCUGAACAAGUGCCAGUUCAGUACGGUGGAUUAAGCAGGGAAGGAGAACAAGAGUUCUCCACUGAAGACCCUGUUACUGAAGUUGCCAUAAAGCCAGCAACCAAGCAUACUGUUGAAUUUCCCAUUUCUGAGCCAAGCCUUCUGGUUUGGGAACUCAGAGUUGUGGGGUGGGAUGUGAGCUAUGGGGCAGAGUUCUUGCCCAGUGCUGAAGGUGGCUACACUGUGAUUGUACAAAAGACAAGGAAGCUUGGGCCAGCUGAUGAACCUGUGAUCUCCAACAGCUACAGUGUUGGUGAAGCUGGUAAGAUUGUGCUCACCAUUGACAACCAAAGCUCCAAGAAGAAGAAGAUCUUGUUGUACAGAUCCAAGACCAAACCCAUCUCUGAUUGACUGUUGAAGCUGCAAAAAUCUCCCGUUUCAAUUUGAUGAUGAACACAACUGCAGGCAUAAUAAGCAGGGUUCUUUAUUUAUGGAUGAUACAAUGUUUUCUUCUACUUUAUCUUCUUUCUUGUUCCAUUUGUUGAAAUUUUAAAUUUCCUUUCUCAAAUUUGGAUAGUCUUACAAAAACAAGAUUGGUGGGUGGGAGUUGGAUUUCUUUUGUAUGCCUUUUCUCUGUCCUUGUUUCCUUGAGGGUUGUGAUAUUUUUAAGGUUGCUGCUGCUAAAUUGGCAAAGAGCUGUCUGAAAUUGUUUGGACUCUGAGGAACAAGAAAGAGAGAGCCUUGUUUGUUGAUAGUACUCUGUAAAAUUUGUGUAAAUUUGUUGUAUUAUUUAUUAUUAUUACUCUCUUUCUUCAACUUGUGUAUUGGUUUAUUUUUGCCCAGUUAAAUCAAAGAUUUGUUGCUUAGUUUCUUUC
Molecule: messenger RNA, 1463 nt
Organism: Momordica charantia (bitter melon)
Lineage: Eukaryota; Viridiplantae; Streptophyta; Magnoliopsida; Cucurbitales; Cucurbitaceae
Product: patellin-3
Molecular function (GO): lipid binding
Source: RefSeq, a predicted model, not a curated record